AUAAAAAUUUAAAAAGAUACGAAAGUUUUUAUAUAUUCCGUAUGCAAAGCGAGCUUUGCUAUGGUAGCUCUAAAACAACAAGCAAAAUGUCAACCUAUCAUGACGGAAGACCAAAAAAAAAAUAGAUACCACAAUAAUUCUCAGUUAUUGUGUCUUGUGUUAUAUAGCAAGUGAUUUUAUCUUUAUUAGAAAGCAGAAAAUAUGAGUGGGCCAAAGAGACACUGACAAUGGCAAUCAAACCUUGUCAGUGAAUGUUUUUGUUCCUGAUAAAUUGUUGGCCAUUGAUUGGACAAGAUGUGAAUAGGAUGCAUAGCUCAGACCAGUAGCUUUCCUUUUUCGGGUGUGGGUGGGGGUGAGAGAAAGGAAAAAAAUUCAUCCUCUCAAUGGGGCCAAACCAUCAGCUAAGUAAAACCAAAAGCGGGUGAAAUAAGGCCCCUUCCUCUUUCCAUAUAUCUUAGUUGAAAUCAUGGCAUCCAACCGUCUUUACAGUAAGGGUCGCGUUUUGGGUUACGAACGUGCCAAGCGCAAUCAAAACCCCAAUGUCUCUUUGAUUCAAAUUGAAGGUUGUCAAACUUCCAAGGAUGCUCAAUUCUACCUUGGUAAGCGUGUUGCUUAUGUCUACCGUGCUCAACGUGAAGUCAACGGUUCCAAGAUCCGUGUCAUCUGGGGUCGUAUUGCUCGCUCUCACGGUACUAGCGGUGUUGUCAAGGCUCGUUUCCGUAAGAAUUUGCCCCCAAAGACUUUCGGUGCUUCCGUUCGUGUCAUGCUCUAUCCUUCCAACAUCUAAAUUGUAUGAUAUCGUCGAUAUUUAAUUAAAAAAAAAGUGAUUUCUUUUUUGCAUACAACAUAUACGAUUUGAUAACGAAGCGUAACAUG
Molecule: messenger RNA, 876 nt
Organism: Mycotypha africana
Lineage: Eukaryota; Fungi; Mucoromycota; Mucoromycetes; Mucorales; Mycotyphaceae
Product: ribosomal protein L35A
Exons: 3
Coding region: 467-787 (106 amino acids)
Biological process (GO): cytoplasmic translation; ribosomal large subunit biogenesis
Cellular component (GO): ribosome; cytosolic large ribosomal subunit
Molecular function (GO): structural constituent of ribosome
Source: RefSeq, a predicted model, not a curated record